This is a messenger RNA of Pocillopora meandrina, 2625 nucleotides long. The record is from the annotation of a GenBank genome assembly. NCBI's taxonomy places the organism in Eukaryota, Metazoa, Cnidaria, Anthozoa, Scleractinia, Pocilloporidae.
AUGUUCGGUAUAGCACGAAGAGUUCAACUUCGACACAAGAGAGGAGCCUCAAAAAUGGAUCGUUUGCUGUUCACUCUGACUGUUCUUGUGAUGAUGACUGCACCUGGUGGGUAAUGUAAAACUUUGGAGCUGAAGAAAUUAUAGAAUUACUCCACAGAUAAUGUAAUUUCUUAGACACUCAUCCGUGCUAAACGAUGCAGAAAGAGAUCAAACAAAAAUUGCAUCAAAACAGUUUGUCCCGAGUUUUCAGUUGCUUUAAUUUGUCUCUGUCAUAUAAGGGUUUCUCUCCAUGAUUAAAGGAAAGGAGGUCAGUUUAUAGAGAAACUGAGAUUUUGCAUCGGUGUGGGAUAUAACUAGAUUAUUUGAUUUUAUCAAAUGAGCUGAUAAAGUGAACUUGCCACCGUAGAGAGUAUCUAAAGCUGACGUUUCGAGCGUUAGCCCUUCGUCAGAGCGAAAUCUCACCGUAAGCCGUAAAAAAAUCCUUGUAAGUGCGGGGAACUUGAUGUGUUUCCAUUGGUACUUGUUCAUUUGCGAUUGUGAGCGUCAAUCAUGCGUAGGAGGAAAUUAUAUUGUGGUGCUGGUGUUUCGUUGACUUUUCAUGUGAUGAUAUGAUAGUUUAAGAUACUUUUUUGCGGUGAAGAACAAGACGCCAUUACCGAAGUCGUGAGAAGUCGUUUAAUGAUGCACUACAUUUUUUGUGGACUCAAAAGAAGACUGAAGACGCCCACAUUUGGAACAGAACAACUGAGCGGGUAUUUCUUACAUAGAACAGAAACCAUUUGUGUCUGAUUCCGUUAAUUUUGUACUGGGGUUGUUUUCUAUCACAUUUGUUUUCAACGAUACUUUAAGCCCUUUAAGUUGAAAAAAAAUGAAAUUCUUUGCUUCGGGAUUAUGAACGAUAAAUAACUUAUUUCUUUGUUUUGCAUAACAAAAGGGCUUGUCUGAAAGUUUCGAAAUGACCCUUUUAGUCGUUAAAAUGGACAUAACUACCUUCUUUGAGCUAUAUAAGAGAUAAAACACAAUAUUUUAAAGAAAUAGCGUUUGGUUUGAUUAUGGUGAGCAAAGGUGACUACCAGAUUAAGAGAGCUGGAAAAAAAUUAAAGAUGCAAAGACAGUGCGGUAAUUUAUGGUUGAAGCCUUAGGACCGUAAACAAUAUCUUUAGUGUUUAGUGUGCACCCUAAGGUGAAUAAUCCUAAGGAAGUACUUUGAAUGUUCGAAAUUUCUCUGGGACAACAGUUUUGUUAGUUUUAAUGAAUUAAUUCGAUGCUUGUAACGAGCAUUGUUCAAAUGAUUGUAGAGAUAAAACGUACUUUACAUCGUGGCUAAUGCAAUGUCCGAAACUUCCGGUUUUGGCGUAAGUUGCGCAUAGGAGAGACAGAGAAAUCACUAGAGCAUGCCAAACUUAAUGUUUUUAUUCUGGCGAAAGAUUCAUAAAUUGGGAAGUCCGCAGGAAAAAAAUCAUGCAAAGAAAUUAGGAGCGUAUGAUGAGCUAGUUGUCUUUGAAUAAGUUUCCUAAACGUUCAAAACCUAACAACGAGAUAUGAACAUGCUGUUAUUGAAUGACUGAACCUAUAAAUAGGUCACGUCAUGCUCUGCUCACUUUACUCAAAAUCAAUCAGGGAAUAGAUAGCGGUGGCUUGGCCAAUCAGACUGCAGCAUUUGUGAAUGCAAUAAGAUUGCAAUGAACCGCAACAAAAAUAAUUUCUUGCGUUCCUCGAAGUCAUUCAGUGUGUAACGUUUAAGAUUGUUAUAUAUUUUUUUUCUUUGUCAUCAGGUUGUGCGGUGAAAUGCUAUGUGUGCUCUGGCAAUGAAGAUACUUGCAGCAAGAGCAAACUGGAAAGUAACAGGGCCAUCUAUUUGAAGGAAUGUCCUUCCAUCGCUGACAGGUGCGCUAGGGAGUUGGUCUAAGAGAGGUGACGUGAACGCUGUGGGGAACGACUGCGCCAACGAAGCCGUCUGUGAAGCAGCAAAAGAGCUUUGUGACAAGCUUAAAGAUACUGUCAAGGACUACAAGUGCGGGGUUGGCUGCUGUUUUAGCGAUGGCUGUAACGCAGGCUCGCCUGUGACCUUCAGCUUCUUCCUGUUGAUCGUCUCUUCUGUGCUGGGCCUAGCACUAAUGAAGUAGACCGCAGACCAAAAAUGCUAACGUGUUCCCAGCAUUGCUUGAUUGUAGAACUGUGAGCGUCAAAAGACGUCAUACAAGAUGGACAGCCAAUAUUAUUCGCACAAGAAAAAGUAGAUUUGUAGAUCUGAGUGAAUUUCCUUGUUUUGUAAGCUUCUUAGUUGAAUUAAACGCUUUGAAAUAAUCGUAGACAGCAAUGAUACUUUGAUGCCAAACAGCUUCGCAACAAAUGAAUGCAUGUCAGUCACACUACUUCCAUGAAUAUCACUCACCAUAUUGUCCUUGAAUUUCGGAAAUGAUCAUGACCUGGUUAAAUUGGGUUUCUUUCCUUUUUAGCUCAUUCAUGCUGAAAGCAAUGAAUGAGGUAUUGUGGUGAAGCAGAUGUUGACGGAAGUUGUCGACCGUGGACGGAAGUUGUCUCGCAUCUCCCCACUAAGUAAGAGUCUAGAUUAAUUUCGAUGAAGCUCAGAAACUCACGUGGAAAGAAAUAAAAUGUUUGUAU